Molecule: messenger RNA, 693 nt
Organism: Didymodactylos carnosus
Lineage: Eukaryota; Metazoa; Rotifera; Eurotatoria; Philodinida; Philodinidae
Source: the annotation of a GenBank genome assembly
GGGUUUGGACUGCUAGCAGCACGUCAGUGAAACCUUUUUCCACGUGAAAUACUACAUUCGAAAGCGGAAACAUUUCUCUAUCGAACGUGUACAUCUUAGACAAAUUUGCUCUUUAGAAACGAAUUUUAAUUUCACUGUUUAGUCAAACCCGAUGCAGGACACUAUUGUUGAUAGCCCCUUAUUCUACUCAAAAACAUCACAAUCUUUUUCACUGCAAAAAACACGUCAUAAUCUAAGAAGUAGAACUUAUAUUUGCCUAUGCAUAUUGCAAUGAAAAGGGUGUUAAUGGAGUUCAACUCAGAUCUAAGAGCUAAGGUACAAUCUAAAUGUGUCUCGUUUGUAUUAUCUCUUGAAUGUAUUCGAAUCAGAGCAUGCUCUGAUAAGCUCUCUCAAAUUGUUUUCAGAGAGUCAGUUUCACAUAUUUUUGAAUCUGAUACCUAAAACAAAACAACUUAAUCUGUAAAACGAUGCAUACUGUAAAAGUAACUUUCUUUUUGUUUUAGUGUUGCCAAUACGGUUAAACGAGCAUUACUAAUUUGGUUAUCUGUGUUAAUAUUUCAUAAUCCUGUAACAUUUUUGAGCGGUUUCGGAACAUUAAUUGUUAUAUUUGGUGUGAUACUGUAUAAUGAAGCGAGAGAUUUAGAAAAAAAAACAAUUGAACAGUCGACGUUGAUUACAUGGAGAGGUAUUUAA